CACUUGAACAUGAACUACAACCUUCUAAUAAACCUUCUUAACAUUUUGUCAUUUUUAUAUCAGACCAUUAUCAGACUUUGGCAACAAUGUGACAACAGUGACGUUUGUAAAUUUUUGUAAUAUUUAGUAAGAAAAUGUAAUAUUUAUGUUUAAAUUGAUUAUGUUUUAUGACAAAUACUGACCGUAUAAGAUAUUUCAGAGAAGAGUUUCGUUCGAAAUUAGAUUAGUAUUAGAGUCCACAAUGGGCAGCGGGCAGUCCGUCCGCGCCUCGCACUUUUCCCGACAGCAAGCACCACCAACGGACGAACAGGACCCCCACAUCAGCAUAUCCAACAAAAUGGUAGAACGGCUUGUAGAAGACGCUGCACUCGCUGGAGGAGCGGCGGCAGUGCCGGUGACGCGCAAGCCCCGGGAAGAUCUCAAGGACAAGAUACUCACGGAGAAGAUGAAGUGCCUGGAUGAGACGCACUCGGAGAGGAGCAAAAUAACAGUGGAUGACAUCAACUCUCUGGUGCGCCGCAUAGAGAUGCGGUCCUCUAAUUUGCCAAGUGUCGAGCCCGUGUGCCCCGAUUACCAGCAGCGCAUUAUCGACUGCUAUAAUGAGGGGGAGGAAGGAGGAGAUGUGGUGCAAUGUUGGAAUACCAUUGGUGAGUUUUCCCAGUGUGUAGCGGCGGUGGGCGCGGCGCGGCUGCAAGCGCAGUCACGGCUCGCACCUGCACAGGCGCGGCGACACAAUCUGCUUUCCGUGCGGGGUGAUGGCCGCGGCUUGUCACCAUAACCAGUCUUCCAGGUCAGGCAUCCGUGAUAUAACAUGUCUCACUAGACUGCAGUUCAUCUGGGUGUCCAACCAACCGCGAAGUACUAGUCGACAUACAAAAACGACCACGGGCCUAGCCAAGUUGUCAACCUUACAUCGACAAAUGACAAACGACGAAAAGUCUCGUGAUCAUUACCAUUUCACUUUCGAUUGGCGUUUUUUAUCAAUGGUAGUCACUUGGCUAGGCCCCCUGGUGUUAUCGUCAUUCGCGGACAGUAGCUUAGCUCUAUUAUUUAAUCUUAAAUUAGUCCAUAACAGUGUGCUUUUCUUUUAAAUCAAGCUGAAACGUCACUAGAGUUAGAUCAAGAUAAGUCUGCAAUGAUUUUGAUAGCACACGUGGUGCAAGUGUUAAUUUAAAAGUCAAACUUCUAUGAAAUAAUGACGUAUAAAUUACACUUGCCCUGCGCUUGCUAUCAAAAUCAAUCAAUCAAUAGAUACGUUUAUUUGUAAACACGGGUACAUAAUAGGUCUUAUAUAGUAGCAUAUCACCAUGUUUUGCCAUUAGGCAUACAAAUAUUUAUGUCAAGAUGGAGCAUGCAAUUAUUAUAGCUUAGCUAUUGUAAUUUAUAAUUAUAAAAUAAACUAACAACAAUUUGUGAAUAUAUUUUGUUACCCCAACGAGCACUAUGAAUAGCAGAAAAUUGGUUGAUAUUGUUUUUAACAUUCAUCGCUAGUUCAUAAAUAUAGAGACAAGGUAAAGUUAAAAUGUUCAGUCUAAUGAAAUGCGGUUAACAGUUUUCUAAACGUGGAAUUCUAAGUGCUGAACGCAAACAGUUUUUUGUGUUGUGCCUUAAAAGCCAUUUCUCGAUCUGUGGAAUUGCCCCAGGAAAUGACGCUGCAGACUUAUCUUAGUCUAACUCUACAUAGUUACUCUUAUACUGAAAAUAGAAGCAUCAAACCGUUAUCGUAAUUUUGAUUCUUUUUUUAUACAAUCUGUUAUAUUUUAUUAAUCGAGGUAUGUUAAUUAAAUAAAUAUAAUAUUUAUUCAGAAAAAA
Messenger RNA from Cydia pomonella (codling moth), 1812 nucleotides. RefSeq lists its product as uncharacterized. The coding region runs from base 242 to 778 and encodes 178 amino acids. The record is from RefSeq and is a predicted model, not a curated record. The transcript is spliced from 5 exons. NCBI's taxonomy places the organism in Eukaryota, Metazoa, Arthropoda, Insecta, Lepidoptera, Tortricidae.